Danaus plexippus (monarch butterfly) is the source of this 2269-nucleotide messenger RNA. RefSeq lists its product as uncharacterized. The transcript is spliced from 3 exons. Bases 238 to 1797 code for a protein of 519 amino acids. The record is from RefSeq and is a predicted model, not a curated record. Lineage: Eukaryota; Metazoa; Arthropoda; Insecta; Lepidoptera; Nymphalidae.
UAUUGGCUACUGGAAUGUAUUAGCCAAAUCUGUUUUUAGUUUUUACGACUCGGCGCAUGUCCUUAUUGUAGAAAUUUUAUUAAUUUGCGGAAUUAAGAGAUGCACAAUCUAAAAAAAAAUCACAUUCACUAUAACACAGAGAAACAAAAUUGACAAGUUAUAACUGUCAAAGCGCGUCAUCUCGCAUUUGCGCUGAAUACGAAAACUAAAGCUAUAUUAGAUGUGAAACUUAAAAAAAUGGGGACUAAAUCCACAGUGAGAUUGAGAAAAAGAGGCAAGGCUUUUAAAUGUGAUCUUUGCGGGCGUAAGUUAAUGAGUCCGGAUGCUUUAAAAGCACACCAGCGCACAGCUCACAACAUAUUAAAAGUGAAAACGAAACAAGAGGCUAAACCCGUGAAAAUAAGUAAAACAGCCAAGCCCAAGCCGAUCAAAAAAGCGGCGAGCCCGUCAAAAGUGGCGGCCAAGAGAAGCAGUGAGAGGAAUAUCAAGGAAAAUGACAAACCCAAGAAGACUGAUAAACAGGAUCAGGUCGAGAAAGCUAAAGUCCAGUUCGAGUGCCCCAGGUGUUUCAGAUUGUUUCUCACGUAUUUUCCCGCACACAAACACAUAGUAAAGUUUCAUUGUGUUAAUAAACAGGGAUUUAAAGUUUUACCAAACUCACCAGAUCUCAUACAGCCGGUACGUUUAGAGCUGUGCCAGAAAUGUAAUCGUAAAGUGAAAUCAAUACAAGCACAUGACUGUGAAACCAAUCAGGCCGCGGAGGAUAAGACCCGGUCAUAUAUGUGUGCGGCCUGCGAUGAAUGGUUCACUAAUCUGAAGGGUUUUGAUGACCAUGUGCUCGGAACGCACAGCGAGAAAGAAAGUGUGAUCUUCCCGACAGACGAUGAAUUCACAAAAUGGAAGACAGAUAUGGAGGAGAGAACUAGUGUGAAUUACACUGAAGUAGAGAAUAGUGAUCCGAAAAGGUAUCGAUGUAACAGCAUUAAGGAAAAACCAAAAAGGUCAAAUACAUCGUACAUGUGUCCGUCUAUGUUAGUUGUUCAGGACAUAUCCAAGGGACUUGAGGUCAGUUACUAUAAAAAUCAUCACAAACACCAGUUCCAAGAAUACAAUCCUGAGGAUUAUAAGAAGUAUCUGAAGUCUGCGGUCGUAGAAGAGGAAAAAGUGGCAGAAAUAAAGAAGGAAGAGAGCGAACUGUUUGUGCAGUUCAAAACUCUAAUGCAAGGUAUUCUAGCGGAUGCAGAAAAGGCUAGUGAGGCGACCCUGAAGCUGUUAUUAUUGAAAGCUAUGGAUUUAUCAUCUGUGAUGCACGUUCAUGAUGAGAAAGCCUCGACGUAUAUUAAUAGCAACCAAAUCAUGACCGACUCCCAAAUAUCUGAAGCCUUAGAGGAUACUGGGACUAAGAGGAAAUUGGGUCAUGACACUGGUGACAUCAAACGGCCAAAACUAUCAUGUGAUGUACCGUCACCGAAGAUUGUGAACUCAUUCUCAUUAGCCGAACUCGACUCUGAUAUCACUGAAUCGGUAAAAAACACAGCCAAAGAUCAGACUACAUUCAACGACAAAUACAAAGAUUUCGUUGUGAAGAACUUCCCCGAGGCUGAGCUCAAGAAACGCACGAGGAAUGAAAGAAAAAUCAUGAAAACUAAGAUCGGUCAGUACAAACCGAGCAUUUCACCGAAGGACAUCAAGAAAUCAAUACAAUUAAGUAUAGAGAAGCCGAGGGUGAAAGUGGAUUUUGACUACGAGGUCAAAGAACAAACGGAUGGCUGUAAUAUAUUAAUACUGAAAAUAUAAAUAUGUACAAAAAAGAUAUGUAAAAAAGGUCUAUAUUAAAAAUAAAAGGGAUAUUUAUUAAGUUUGACGAUUAUGUAUGUUAUUUUUGGAAGUCAUCAUCCUUACUAUCAGUACCGAAUACUGUCCGUUUUGAGUUCUCUCAUACCCACAUUGAUAGUUUCGUGUGAAAAUGUGUGCAGUAAAAAUUUAAUCGAGCCUAUGGUAAGGAUAGUAAGAGUUUACAUACGUUUAAAAAAUAUUUACGUUACGUUACGUUACGUUACGUUAUAGGUUUUGUAUAAAUAAGAUUUUUUUUUUUCUCCAUAGAAACAUUACGAUAAGUGAACCAGCAUAUUUUAACUUUAUUAUCUAUCUGUUAGCUCAAAAUCUGGGACGUAAUAAUUUCGCUAUAAAUGUAUAAAUGUAUUAUUCAAUCGUAGGUUAUCUGUAUUUUUUAUUGUAUUAUAUUGUAAUAAAUACCUGGUUUAUAGUC